Erythranthe guttata (spotted monkey flower) is the source of this 1332-nucleotide messenger RNA. The record is from RefSeq and is a predicted model, not a curated record. NCBI's taxonomy places the organism in Eukaryota, Viridiplantae, Streptophyta, Magnoliopsida, Lamiales, Phrymaceae.
UUAUCCCUUGUGCAUUUAAUUUCAUUUUCCGCCAUCUCAUGAAUUCUCUCACCUCUCACGAGUUUUAAAUUUGGGCAUCUAAAAACUCCUCUCUCUCUCUCUCACUCCAUUUCUAUUUCAUUUCUCAGUGCAGCUUUUGAAGAGAUCGAGAAAUCAGUUGCCAUUUUUUUUUGGGCAGAGAAAAACUCAGCAGGGGGAAAAAUGUUGAGAUUGAUCACAGGAAUAGCAGGGCCCAGUGGUUUUGGAUCAGCUUCAACUGCUGAACAGGUUACUCAUGAAAUUGAUGCUUCCAAUUUCACUGCCAUUAUUACAGGUGGUGCAAGUGGAAUUGGAGUGGAGACAGCAAGAGUAUUGGCGCUAAGAAAAGUGCAUGUUGUUAUUGGGGCAAGAAACAUCGAAGCUGCAAAUGAAGCGAAACAGAUGAUUCUUAACGGCAACGAAAAUGCACGAAUCGAUGUCCUGAAACUCGAUCUCGCUUCCCUUAAAUCAGUCAAGGCCUUUGCUGAUAGCUUCAUUGCUCUUAAUCUUCCUCUCAACAUCUUAAUAAACAACGCCGGAAUCAUGUUUUGUCCUUACCAGCUCUCUGAAGAUGGUAUUGAGAUGCAAUUUGCAACGAAUCAUCUUGGUCACUUCUACUUGACUAACCUUCUCCUUGAGAAGAUGAAAGAUACAGCAAAAUCUAGCGGCAUUGAGGGCAGAAUCUUGAAUUUAACCUCGGUGGCACACCUCCACACUUAUGAAAAAGGGAUCCAGUUUGAACAUAUAAACGAUCAAAGCAGUUAUCAAGACAAGAAAGCGUACGGACAGUCAAAAUUAGCCAACUUAUUGCAUGCCAAUGAGCUCUCUAGGCGCCUGCAGAUUGAGGGAGCUAAUAUAACUGUGAACUCAGUGCAUCCAGGGCUGAUAAAGACAAAUCUCUACAAGCAUUCUGACAACCUGAUAAAAUUCUUGGGGGUGGCCACAUGCUUGCUAUGGAAGAAUGUUCCUCAGGGGGCAGCGACAACUUGCUAUGCGGCACUCCAUCCGAGCUUGAAGGGUAUAUCGGGGAAGUAUUAUGUUGACUGCAAUGAGUACCAGCCGGGGAAACUUGCAAAAGACGAAGGUUUGGCCAAGACGCUUUGGGAUUUCAGCCAAAAUUUAAUUAAUGCAAAAUCUUGAAAUUUGCUUGCUUUGAGUUUGCCUAAACCUAGUUUUGUUUUGAUUUGAGACAGAUUAUUAAGAUAUUUUACAUUGCAGUAUUCGUUUUUAUCACUGUGCGCCCGAUGUUCAUUCCAUGCUACAAUCUCUCUGAAUCAUUACUUAAAUCAAAAUUCAAAUCAGUUAUAGUUCUAA